Chelonus insularis is the source of this 4592-nucleotide messenger RNA. Its product is annotated as neural cell adhesion molecule 1-like. The coding region runs from base 880 to 3588 and encodes 902 amino acids. Lineage: Eukaryota; Metazoa; Arthropoda; Insecta; Hymenoptera; Braconidae. Gene Ontology annotation, molecular function: protein binding. The transcript has 12 exons. The record is from RefSeq and is a predicted model, not a curated record.
GUUAAUUUUCAUGUUUAUUUUAACAUACAAUAAAAUUCAUUCGUUGAAUAUGCACUUUGUGAGAGCAAAUUAAUUGUGUCCAUGUGCACAUGUAGCGUUUGUGCGAUUGCUUCUAUUUCGAAUAAUUAAAUGUACUUCACAUAAACACGUGUUAAUUCGUUCGACAUUCAAUUAUAUAUUACAUCACAAGUUUAACACAAGUAUCGAUUUGAUCUUGUCUGACUAAUUAUAACGCAUAUUUCUGCAUUAAUCUCAAUUUAAUCCGUCGAUUAAUUCCAACAUUACUUACACAAUAAUUCCUGUUCGUAAUCGAGAGGUUACAGAAAUAUCCCUGUUGACCAAAUGAACUCAGCCGACUGAUAACAAACAAUUAUUUAUUGUCUUCAAUUACUAAAUUUCAUUUAUUCAUUUCUUAUUUUAUGUAACAUUAUAUCUUACAUGACAACUAUGUGAUUUAUUACAUUUUUUUAGGACUUGAAGUAUCCGAAAGAUUAACAUGGAAAUAAGAAUUAAGAGCGUUGGAGGUUUACCACUGUUUAAUAAAAGUAGUGGAAGGGAAAUAAGUUGUUUUUAGUUAGCAUUCAGCGAUGAAUGAAAAUUUUAAUGAAAAGAAAAAAGAGCAAAAACCAUUAUAUUUUAUUGAAUGAUUAUAAAAGAGAUAAAAUAGUAAACACAAGGUAGCAAAAGGAUAAUAUAAGCAAUGUGUAACAAGAGAAGUGUACUCAUUGGCAAUUAGUGUUGGGUUAAUCAUGUAGGACAAUAAAAGAUUGAAGUUACGACGAUGAACAGAGCUGUUCGAGAAGUACAAUGCCGUAUUAAAUACUUGUGAAUGUGCGCAUUUGUGUAAGUGUCUUGUGCAGGGGAGCAAACACUGAUAAAAUGUGGUGGAAUGUCGCGACAGUGGUGUUGGUGUUGGGGGUUGCCGCAGUAUACUCGCAGGUGGAGAUAGCUGAUCUGGAUAAGCCGGUUCCAAUCGUGAAUGUGAUUGGAGUGGCUGGAAACAAAGGUCAACUACCGUGUGAUAUUCAAGCGCGGGAAAAUGAUCGUGUUAUCAUGGUUUUGUGGUUCAAAGGCGAAGGUGGAACAGCCAUUUAUAACUUCGACGUCCGUGGAAAUCGGCAGUUCAGCAACGCGGGGCUAUGGUCGUCGCCUGCAGGAUUUGGAAAACGGGCGUUCUUCGUUCAUGCUAUUAAACCAGCACACCUCAGCAUCGAUCGAUUGGAGCUUAAAGAUGAAGGCAUGUACCGAUGUCGAGUGGAUUUCGAGAAUUCGCCGACUGUUCAUCAAAACAUCAAUCUCACUAUUAUAGUGCCACCAGAACGACCAGUAAUCUGGAAUUGUGAUACUGGGAAUCUAUCUAACAUCACAGAGACGUAUAAUGAAGGUAGUGACGUCAAAUUAAAAUGUGAAACGCAUGGAGGUCGACCACCACCAAGGCUGAUUUGGUACUUGGACAAUGUCGUUAUUGAUGACUCGUAUCACUAUGACAGCAAGACAGACAUGACAGUGAACAUAUUGAAUUAUCCGAGAAUCGGCAAACAGCACCUCAAGGCUCGACUAAUCUGCCAAGCCAAUAACACGAAUCUUGUGCCUCCGGAAACAAACUUAGUGAUUCUCGACGUCAAUUUAAAACCACUUGAUGUGAAAAUACUGACAAAGGAGCCAAGGGUUUUGGUAGAUAAAAAAUACGCAUUCGAGUGUAGUGCUGUGGGUUCGAGACCAGAGGCAGUGAUUAGUUGGUGGAAAAACAACAAACAAAUAACGGAAAUGGUACAGAAUUAUCCAGCAGAGAACAAUCAGAGCAUCAGCAUCCUCGAAUUCGUGCCGAGCAUUGAAGACGAUGGAAAGUACCUGACUUGCCGUGCUGAGAAUCCAUUGAUUUCCGACAGUACGCUUGAGGACAAAUGGCGGUUGGACGUGCAGUAUCAGCCGGUAGUGACCCUUAGGAUGGGAGUCACUCUCAAUCCCGAUGAUAUCAAAGAAGGAGACGAUGUUUAUUUUGAAUGUAUGGUUGAAGCUAAUCCAAAAGCUUAUAAAUUAGCUUGGUUCAAAGAUGAUAAAGAACUAAAGAAUAAUGCAACUGCUGGUAUUGUUUUAAGCGAUCGCUCUCUGGUACUUCAGAGUCUGACUCGCGCUGCUGCAGGUGAAUACAAAUGCUUGGCAGCAAAUAGUGAGGGAAAAACUGAAAGCAAUACAAUGAAACUCCAAGUAAUGUAUGCUCCAGUAUGCAAAGAAGGUCGAAGUGAAGUUGUCGUUGGUGCAUUGAAGCAAGAAACAGUGUCACUAAUAUGCGCGGUGGAGAGUCAUCCAGAACCUUUAACUUUUCAAUGGACCUUCAACAACUCAGGGGAGCUUGUGGAGGUACCACAAUCGCGACACUCCCAUGUAUCAAUAGGAGCAAGCGGUCGUGGGUCCACCGAAAGUCUUAGAGAGUAUCAACAAUUUCAUGGCUCAAGACUGAACUACACACCGGCAACGGAAAUGGAUUACGGAACGGUAGCGUGCCGAGCUACCAACCAGGUCGGAAGGCAACUAACGCCCUGCCUCUUUCAGGUCAUUGCUGCAGGCCGUCCAUAUCCUCUUCAUAAUUGUACAGCAACUGAAAUGUCAAAUAAUGUUGAAACUGAAGACUAUAUUGCUAAAUCAGGCUCGGGGUUGUUGAUACAUUGCCUGGAGGGUUACGAUGGUGGUUUACCUAUUCAAAGCUACCAGAUUGAGGUUGUUGCUGAAGAUGAUGAAAACAAAAUUAUUUUAAACAGAACAAUCUUGGCAGGUCUCAAUGGACCAAACUUUGAUGUGGCAGGCUUGACUACUGGCAGAAGUUAUAGAUUAUUUCUUUAUGCAGUCAACAGUAAAGGAAGAAGUGAACCAACGAUUCUUGAACCUGUUACUCUCAGAGGUGUGGCCAUGUAUACAACGGGAAAUACGGAAGCAUCAGUGCUGAGUCCGUUGUUACUUGGUUUAGCAGCAACAGCUACCCUCUUGGCACUUGCAGUGGCCGGAAUUCUGGCUGCUCUGUACCGGAAACAUUCGGGUGGCAGACCCGGAAGUCCUAAGCAUGCCCCAAUCGUUUGUGAGCCACCAAAUGCAGGUGCUACCACUCCGAUGCACUCACACAGUAAACAAGCAGCAGACGACAUGGACCCUGAUAUAAUACCUAAUGAAUAUGAGCGAAGACCUUUGACUUAUACUUCAAUCUACAAAACUUCACCACAGAGGAGGCGGAAAGAGUUAGACGUAGAUGAGGAUGUAUCACCAGAAAAAAAGCUAAUAGUAGACUCGAGUGUAGAUCUACAUUCUGAAGGCAGAUUGAUGGAUUAUACUCCAGCUAUUAAUUAUUUACAAAAUCACAUAGCUCAACAAGACACUUUUAGUCAUCCACCAACGAUUGAAGACUUCAAACAGAUGGCGAUGGAUGCUUAUAAUCAACGUAAUAAUCAAAAUAUAUAUUAUAGUCUUCAAAGAUCCAGUAAAGGUCUUUCAUCAAUCACACAACGACCAGUGUCUUCCUCUAUAUCGGCACAUGGCAAAAUCCAUCAACCGGAAGUAGUUACACGUUCCAAUAGAAUACAAGAGAGCUGUAUAUAAAAGAAGUGAUAGGUAUGUAAAACAGACAUUAUAUAUUCGUGGAAAUCUUUGCUUGAAAAUGAUGCAAAUUUUGGAAAAAUGACAACUUUUUCAUCUACUAAAAGUACAUGUCCUUUUUACAUAUGUAAAAUAUCGUACAUAUGAUUAGAAAAAAUUUCAAUUGCUAACUUGUAAAUGUUCAAAUAACAUUCAAAUGAAUGGAAAUUUUAAGACGAGCUAUAAACUGCCGAAAUUUAAGUGAAAAAAAAACACAAUUUUAAUGGCGAAUGAAUAAAUGUAACAGAAAAUAGUUCUUUGUUGUACAAACUAGCGUGACUAAUGGAAGUUCAAGAGUUUAUAAAUACACAGUAGGGUAAAAUAGAGAAAGAUGGUCACGGUCUUGGCGUUUACUAUAUGUCGGAACGUUUACUAAGUUUAACAGCCCUCUAAUAGGAAAAAGUCGUAACUUUUCAGUGUUUCAUAUCAUAAUAUGGUGAAACCAGUAAUUUUGAUCUACUAAGAACAAAUCUGACAUCCUCGACAGUUUAAAUUUAUAAUACAAUUAAACUUUAAUUAAUAUACAUCGUAAUUUACAUAAAUUUACAUCGAUUUUUGUACUGAAUUUUUUUUAAAAAAGCAAUUCAAAUACUUUAUCUAUGAAUAAUCUUAAAAAAUAAAAAUUUAAAUAAACAAAAAAAAAAUGAUUUUAAGGUAAACAGGUCAAUGAAUAAACAACUCUGAUACAAAAUUGGAAAGUAAAUAAAAUAUAUUUACAAACUUCGAUAUCAUUUGUAUUUUUCAAAAAUUUUUAUAUUUAUCCAUCGAUCCGUUUACACUUGAUAAUAAAAUUUUACAACUUAACAUUGUGUUUAUCUCGUAGUCUUUUUAUCUCUUAAAGUAACAAAAUAGGGUUGAUUUUUAUUUUUUUAAAUUGUCGUUUAAACUAUUAAAUGUAAUAAAUAUUAAAUAGAGUCUCAAAAUCAUCAACUUUUUUAUGACCAUCUUACUUAUUUAUACUCUAAACA